AUGUCAGAAAAGCUAAAGUUUCCUCCGGAUAUCAUUUUAACCAAUUUAUAUACUCGCUUUACCGAGACAGCCUUUCGAAAGGCUGGAGGAGUGCAGAAAUCCAAGAUGACCGCAAGAUAUGAAGACAAACUUUUGUGCUAUAUGUUUACCCUUUGCUUGAUGCUCGACGCAUUCCGUGUGGACCCAGAUUCGUUAAGCGAAGAUCUGGCGGUGACUACUAACAAGGUUUAUAGUAUAUUUAGAACGCUAGGAUGCAAAAUCGAAGGAUUGAACAAGUCUGAAAAGGAAGCGCUCGGUAUUAAUGGGGCACAAUCGAAACUGGUGAAACGUGCUGUGUUAAAUGUCCCACUGGUGCUUCCGGAACCAAAAAAGAGGAAAUACGAUAGAUGA
Molecule: messenger RNA, 390 nt
Organism: Acaulospora morrowiae
Lineage: Eukaryota; Fungi; Glomeromycota; Glomeromycetes; Diversisporales; Acaulosporaceae
Source: the annotation of a GenBank genome assembly